AUGUCUAACGAAGAGUUCUCAAGAGAGGCCCUUGAGUCUGUGCUCAAGCGUCGUUUCUUCUUUGCGCCAUCUUUCGAGAUCUACGGUGGUGUUUCUGGUUUGUACGACUACGGUCCACCGGGAUGUGCGUUGCAGGCCAACAUCAUUGACGCCUGGAGAAAGCACUUUGUUCUCGAAGAAGACAUGUUGGAAGUGGACUGUACCAUGCUUACCCCACACGAGGUGUUGAAGACCUCGGGCCACGUCGACAAGUUUGCGGACUGGAUGUGCAGAGACUUGAAGACUGGUGAGAUCUUUAGAGCAGACCAUUUGGUCGAAGAGGUGAUUGAGGCCAGAUUGAAGGGUGACAAGGAGGCAAGAGGAAUUGCGCAAGAGGAGCCAGAGGAGGAGGACGAGCAGAAGAAGAAGAGAAAGAAGAAGGUCAAGGAGAUUAAGGCCAUAAAGUUGGACGACGAAGUCGUCCAGGAGUACGAGACCAUUUUGGCCAAGAUUGACGGCUACUCCGGUCCUGAGCUGGGAGCGUUGAUGAAGCAAUACAACAUCGGCAACCCAGCCACCGGUGAGGCUUUGGAGCCUCCAAUCGAGUUCAACUUGAUGUUUGAGACCGCUAUUGGGCCAUCUGGACAAUUGAAGGGCUACCUCAGACCAGAGACUGCACAGGGCCAGUUUUUGAACUUCAACAAGUUGUUGGACUUCAACAACGAGAGAAUGCCAUUCGCCUCUGCCUCGAUUGGUAAGUCUUUCAGAAACGAGAUUUCCCCAAGAUCCGGUCUUUUGAGAGUGAGAGAAUUUUUGAUGGCAGAAAUCGAGCACUUUGUUGAUCCCGAGAACAAGGCACACGCCAACUUCGACGCCAUCAAGGACUUGAAGAUUUCUCUUCUUCCAAAGGAGGUCCAGCAGGCCGGUAAGACGGACAUCUCCGAAAUCACCAUCGGCGAGGCUGUUGCCAAGAAGAUCAUUGACAACGAGACCUUGGGAUACUUCAUCGGUAGAAUUUACCUCUUCCUCGUGAAGAUCGGUGUGGACCCGAAGAAGCUGCGUUUCAGACAGCACAUGUCGAACGAGAUGGCACACUAUGCCCAGGACUGCUGGGACGCUGAAUUGCAGACGUCCUACGGGUGGAUCGAGUGUGUUGGAUGUGCUGACAGAUCUGCAUACGAUCUCUCCGUGCACGCUGCAAAGACGAAGGAGAAGCUUGCUGUGAGAGAAGCGUUGAAGGAGCCGCAGACGGUCGAGCUGUACGAGUGCGAGAUCGAGAAGAAGAAGUUCGGCCCGCUCUUCAGAAAGGACGCACCGAAGGUCGAGGAGUGGUUGAACACGAGAACGCAGUGCGACCUGGAGGAGCUUGCCAAGGAGCUCGAGCAGAAGUGCAAGAUCACCGCCAAGAUCGCCAACACGGCGGCCGCGGAGACAGAGAUUCCAGACAGCUUGAUCAAGAUCGAGAAGAAGAAGAAGACCGUCCACGUGAGAGAGUACACUCCGAACGUGAUCGAGCCUUCCUUCGGUAUCGGCAGAGUCAUCUACGCCAUCUUCGAGCACAGCUUCUGGACCAGACCCGAGGACUCCGCCAGAGCGGUGCUCUCCUUCCCUCCUCUCGUGGCGCCAACCAAGGUGUUGGUUGUGCCCUUGAUGAACAACAAGGAGUUGCAGGACGCUACCAAGACGGUCAAGGCCACCUUGCGCCGUGCCCAGAUCCCAUUCAAGGUCGACGACUCCGGUGCGUCCAUCGGUAAGCGUUACGCCAGAAACGACGAGUUGGGCACCCCCUUCGGCAUCACGGUCGACUACGACACCAUCCAGGACGGCUCCGUCACCCUCAGAGACAGAGACUCCACCAGCCAGAAGAGAGGUUCGCUUGCCGACGUUGUCGCCGCCGUUGAGGCCAUCACCUACAGAGGCGCCUCCUGGGAUGAGGGCACCAAGAAGCUUGUUCCUUUCGAGUCCAAGAACGAGGACUGA
Messenger RNA from Pichia membranifaciens NRRL Y-2026, 1959 nucleotides. RefSeq lists its product as hypothetical. The transcript has a single exon. NCBI's taxonomy places the organism in Eukaryota, Fungi, Ascomycota, Pichiomycetes, Pichiales, Pichiaceae. Gene Ontology annotation, biological process: mitochondrial glycyl-tRNA aminoacylation. Gene Ontology annotation, cellular component: cytoplasm; mitochondrion. The record is from RefSeq and is a predicted model, not a curated record. Gene Ontology annotation, molecular function: glycine-tRNA ligase activity; ATP binding. Bases 1 to 1959 code for a protein of 652 amino acids.